UACCCGGACCAAGUAGGCGACGAUUAUCUCAUAGAUUAUUUGAUUUCGAAUUCCGAUAUGACACCUGCGAGCACGCCGAACAGCGAAAUAGACAUAAAUUUCGAUUUCGAUGAUUUCGCAAUCGAUUUCGAUCAAAAUGUAACUAAAACCACAGAGAUCGAAGAAAGUUUCGAUACAGAAACGUUUACUACGGAAAGUUCGUUCGGUGAACCGGUAACGCGCGGUGAAUUUUCUCAGUUUUAUGUCCCGCCUCCUUUCCACGGCGACAAAAUCAAUGAAACGUGUAUUGGUUUCGAAAGUAUCGAUUUCAGUGGAGAUAUAAUCGAUGGUGCUUUUGUUAUGGAUGGUUUGAAAACAGAAGAAAAUAGUGUUAGUGACUACGAAUGUCAUGGUUUUUUACCACCGGUUGAUACUAUUAAGAAUAACGUAAAUUUUAAUAAUUUUUUACGAAAAACCACAACCAACGAUUUGGAAUAUAUAAACCAGGAUUCAACUGGCGCCAAUUGUGACUUUGGUCAUUUAUUAGGUUCAAAAUGUUCGAUACAGUUCAUUGAUAACAGUACUAUACAAGAACCUACCCCCUAUUUCGACAUUCAUAGAGAUAACCAAAUGGUUUUAACACAAAGCGAAGCUCUAUUAAAUGACGAUCCUCUCCUGAGCGCCUCAAAUCCUACCUCUUCAAUCAAUAAAAGGAAAUAUGCUAAAGAAAUUGAUGACAACGUUUACGAAGAAGUGAGUAGUACCCUCAAUGUUCAAUGUAAAUGGGAAAAUUGUUAUCAGUUUUAUGAAUCUCAAUCGCUUCUCGUGAAACACAUCGAAAAAUGCCACGUGGAAUUGAAAAGAGGAGAAGAAUUUACUUGUUAUUGGUCUAAUUGUCCAAGGAAAACGAAACCUUUCAAUGCCAGAUACAAGUUAUUAAUACAUAUGAGAGUCCACAGUGGAGAAAAACCUAAUGAAUGUCCAUUUAAAGGAUGCAAUAAGGCAUUUUCACGUUUGGAGAAUCUGAAAAUUCAUCAAAGAAGUCACACCGGAGAACGACCGUACGUGUGCCAGUUUUCGACGUGUCCAAAAAGCUUCUCGAAUAGUUCAGAUAGAGCUAAACACCAAAGGACGCAUUUUGAUACGAAACCUUACGCCUGUCAAGUCGUGGGUUGUCCAAAAAAAUACACCGAUCCUAGCAGCUUACGAAAACACGUCAAAAAUCACACUUGCGAAGAGCAGAUGCAGAUUAAGAAGAAAACUAGCAGCGAAAGUUCUACAAUGAGCUUCGCCACUCAGUCUUUGGUCAAAAAGUUUUUAGAUCCUAACAAACAAAAAGCAGUUAAAAAUCCUAAUUUUUCUUAUUCCAGCAAUUUUGAUCAUAGUUACUCUACUAAUUAUAUCGUUGAAAGAAAAUACGACAUUGUUAACAUCAAACAAGAUUUGAAAAAUAAAAUUUCAGAAAAAAGUAAACUUAGAAGAACUUGCUGCUGAAUGUAAUUCAAAAAUAGACUGUUAUGUAAAUAAAUUUGAUUAUUUUGUUAAAUAUUUCAUUUUAUAGGUUUUAAACUUGG
Molecule: messenger RNA, 1553 nt
Organism: Diorhabda carinulata
Lineage: Eukaryota; Metazoa; Arthropoda; Insecta; Coleoptera; Chrysomelidae
Product: zinc finger protein GLI1-like
Exons: 6
Coding region: 58-1473 (471 amino acids)
Biological process (GO): regulation of transcription by RNA polymerase II
Cellular component (GO): nucleus
Molecular function (GO): DNA-binding transcription factor activity, RNA polymerase II-specific; RNA polymerase II cis-regulatory region sequence-specific DNA binding
Source: RefSeq, a predicted model, not a curated record